CAAUAUUGAGGCUAUAUGGCUGGUAUGCCGUGGUAAGAUGGUAUGCCAUUUCGUGUAACUGCGUAUAACGAGUGUGUCAAAUCCGUGAGCAACGCAAGAAGAGUAAUCGCGUCUUAUACGCGACUUUAAGUGAAUUUCAUGUACUGGUGAGUAAUCGCGACAUUCGCAAUUACAAACAAUACUUAGCUACUUGAUGAAACAAUUCAAAAUAUUUUACGGUUUUUCUUUGCUUGAACAAUGGAGGAGAAAUUGAGGGUAGAGCGACUCAUAACCAAAACAAGAUCUUAUCUAUGUGAAAGAAAAACGGUUAAACACUCAGUAUAGAAGCUUUUCGUUGAUUUUUCCAAAUUACCGUAUUUUCUGCAUAUUUCAAGACACAGAAAUUGUUCACAAAACGUUAGCUUUCUCCAUUGUGACGUUAAGUUUGUGUCGCGAUUAUACAAGAAUUUUAGGCAUGCAAAAAUAUUACGUUAUACUGUUAAGUGUGGUGGUAAAUUCUAAUAAUGCCUAAGGAAAAUUGAACGCUACUUUGUUUCAUGAUUUUCUUGUUCACACUUGAACAAGAAAAAUCAUUCUUCGCAUUCUUUUUUGUUACACAUGAGGCACAAUGCAUAGUGUAUAGAUAAUACAUUCUAGUGCUUGUACAGAUAUAUGCAGAUAUACAUAAAUAUAAUAUUAUAUAGAUAAAUACAUAAAUAAAAAUACAAAUCAGGACUAAAUCCUGUGUGAUAAAGUCCCAUAUGUUCAAAAUCGUACACAUGAAAUCCCACAAGGUUAAAAUCCCACAUGGUACAAAAUCCCAAAUUUAAAAUCUUUUGUAUGGAUGAAACUAUGAAAAAUGUAUAAUAUAAUUGUAACAUAAUUGUAUUCAUCCUCAUAGGUUUUUAACUCGCACGCAGAGCGAUGUCCACUCCUUUUGCUUUGAACAAUGUCCAUAAUUGAGGAUUUUUAGGGAAAGUAAGUAUAUUGCACUAGGGCAUUCUUCAUAGUUCCAUCAAUACAAAGGAUUUUGAAUUUGUGGGAUUUCAUAUCAUGCGGGAUUCUGAUGAUGUGGGAUUUCGUAACAUGCAGGAUUUUGACUGUACGGGAUUUUGACUAUGCGGGAUUUUGUAUCAUGCGGGAUUUUGACUACACGGGAUUUUAUACCAUGCAGGAUUUUGACUUUGCGGGAUUUCGUGUGGGAGAUGUUGUCACACGGGAUUUAGUACUAGACCCCAAAAAUAUGUACCUAUGUACAUACUUUUGUACAUACUACAUACUACAUACACACAUAAAUUGCAAUAUGAGAAACUGAUUCUAUUUUAUUUUUAUUUCAGAUUAUACGAGACUCUCUUCUAACUUGAGCUCCAUCAUGUUUGGGCAAACUGGAAAUACAUCAUUCAGCGGAUUUAACACGGCAACGCAAAACAGUCCGUUUGGCCAAUCCGCCUUUGGUAAACCCAUUACUACAACAAGUUUCGGUAGUGGCGCAACACCUGUUUUUGGUAGUAGCAAUACUUCAUCACUCUUUAGUUCUAAGCCUACAGGUUCUACCACAGGUGGCUUGUUUGGCAAUACCACAACGCCACCGGCAUUUAGACAGCCAACUAAUACUCAACCAUCCUUUGGAGGUUUCGGGACAACAAAUACAAGUACCAAUCUCUUCGGCAGCCAACAGAAUGCGAGCACGAAUCUUUUCGGCACAAGUACGGGAACUUCUGCCUUUGGCCAAGCAAAUAAGCCCGCUGGUUUCAGCUUUGGCACUACGACUGGAACUAAUUUGUUCGGACAACCGCAACAAAAUGCACAGCAAACUACUCCCUUCGGUCAAGCGAGUACUACCACCAGUACAAAUCUCUUUGGUACAAGCACAGGUUUUGGCAGUACUACUACUACUACUGUACCAACUGGCACCGUGGUAAAAUUCACCCCUGUCAUAACGACUGAUUCUAUGUCGAAAAAUGGAAUAUCACAUAGCAUUUCUGCACGUCACUGUUGCAUCGCGUCUAUGAAGGAGUAUGAAUCAAAGUCGUACGAGGAGCUGCGUUUUGAAGAUUAUCAGGUUGGAAGGAAAGGUCCGCAAACGGGACUCUUUGGAGCGCCAUCGCAGACAUCGCCCUUUGGUAGUACGACAGCUGGAACUAGUACAGCUGGAACUGGAUUUGGUUCAAUGGCUGGAGGAUUUGGCACUACGAGCCAGUCAGGAUCGUCUGGUCUAUUUGGUAAACCCAUCACUAAUUUUGGAACACCAGCAACCACGACCACCAACAGUUUUCCAUUUAAUUCUACACCAACCACAAAUCUGUUUGGUACCAACACUCAGACGAAACCAUUUGGUACAGCUGCCCCGACACCGCUUUUUGGCACCAGCAAUACCAAUCCAGCUACUGGUACAGGUUUUGGCAUCAAUGCUGGCCAGAGCACCGGUUUUGCAUCUGCAUUCGGUUCCACGCAGCCUAAUCAGAGCAUUGGAUUAUUCAAUCAGAACAAGUCUGCUUUUAAUAUCCCAUCGACGUCGACCAGCACUGGUUUUACGGGUUUCGGUCAACCAGCGACAAAUAAUACCACUACGCCGUUAUUUGGUAACAAAACCAGCACUACCGGCUUUGGAACAACGUCCACGUUCGGUGCAACCGCACCUUCCACAUUCGGGACUAACACGGGCUUCAAUUCAGGCUCCAAUACUGGAUCCUCGUUAUUCAAUUCGUCGUUUAAACCAGCUGGACAAACGUCGGGAUUCUCUUUUGGCGCUACAUCGACAUCUUCGACUGGGCUUGGCACAAAUACCGGUUUAAGCUUGGGUGGCGGGUCCUCGUUAUUUGGACAACAAAAACCAGGUAGUUUGUUUGGAAAUACCGGAAGUAACGCAACGUUCAAUAACUCUGGAACAUUCGGAUCUUCCACUUUUGGGACAAACUCCAACAUAAUGUCCGGAACGGGAAUGGGUUUGCUUAAUGGAGGAAUAACAUCAAAUCAAGCUAAAACUAAUGGCUCGGUACCGGUGCACCAGCAAAUCUUGGCUCUUGUCUCCGCACCGUUCGGUGAUUCACCGUUAUUAAAAAAUCUUUUACCGGCGUCUGGAAAGACUGAAGAACUCUUAAAGCCUACGAAUCCAGCAACGAAGGUGCUGAACAGCCCACAGUACAGAGUUACCGCCAGUAAAUCCCCAAAACUCAAGGCACGAGUUGUCAGUUCUGUACAACUAACUAAGAAGUCCUUGUUUGACGGUCUCGAAGAGGAAGACCCUGUAUUGACUGAGGCUUUCCAACCCCGGCCAAGCGCGAAACGCCUGGUACUACGACCAAAAUCGGCGACAAAUUCUUCGAUUCAGUCUCCUGUGGAAAAUGGAGAAUCUGCAACGAGGAAUAGUAUUACCGAUAACAAUAACGAUAAAGCGGAUACGCCGAAUGCAUUGCACAGUAAUAAUAUUGAAGUAAAUAACAAGGAGAAUCACAUCCAAGAUAAUCAAGUUGCAAAUGAUCGACGGUCGUCCGUGUCUUGGUUGAAAUCGACAAUUCCACGAAGGAACAAAAUUCCGGACGAUGAACUGCUCGAGGGACAACGGUCCCCAUUCUCGGGCACAAACGCACCUGAGGAGAUUAAUAAUACAGUGACCGAAUUGCGACCGCAGAAUAACAUAUCCAACACUAAUCAUUCGGAUCAUACGAUUAACUCUAUCGAGGCACAGAACUCUACUCUCGGUGACAAAAGUUCCGUGAAUCUUACCAUGCACAAUACCGAUUCGAGUCAAGAGCCGGGUGAAAACUCGUUCUCCAUGUUACAAUCGAACUGGAACGCGAACUUGGCUAAAGUCGUACUACGACGGGUGGGUUAUUAUACCAUUCCGCCGCUCGAUAAAUUGGACGAUUUUGUUUGCGGCGAGACGUGCAUCGUGCCAAACUUCACCGUCGGCCGCGAAGGAUACGGCAACGUCUACUUUCCGGACUCGUUCGACAUAUAUGGAUUAAAUCUCGAUGAAAUCGUCCACUUUCGACAUAAGGAAGUGAUUAUCUAUCCCGACGAUGAGAAGAAACCACCGGUGGGACAGGGCUUAAACCGAAGAGCGCAAGUCACGUUGGAUAAAGUGUGGCCGCACGACAAGUCGUUGCACGAGCCGAUUACCGAUCCGCAGCGGCUCGCUGCGAUGAAUUACGAAGGAAAGCUGCGGCGAGUGUCCGCGAAACACGACACCCGUUUUCUCGAAUAUCGCCCGGAAACCGGUUCAUGGGUCUUCAAGGUCGAUCAUUUCUCCAAGUACGGUCUCAGCGAUUCCGAUGAAGACGACAGCCAGGUACCGCCAGCUUCGGAAGCGAAGAAGCUGAAGGGCGGGUUUCCCGCCCUCCUGCAAAAAGGAAAGACGAUCGCUCCGACAACGACGAACGCGAAUAAGGAUGCGAUGAACGGAACUAUCGGUGCCGCGGUCGGCGGUGUGAAGAUGGCGAACGGCAAACUUCCGGAGAUGGAAAACAAUUUUUUAGGGGAGACUCCAAUCCGCUUUUCGUACGACGACAACAGUUACGAGGACAGAGACAUGAUCAUCAGUCCGGUCGGCGAAACGCCGAUCGGCCGUUCCAUGUUUACUCCCAGGGACUACAGUUUUGAGAAACCAACUUCUCAGACUAUCAGCCCGAUCGGCGACAAUGCCCGAGUCGCCGGCACCGACAGUCACAAGCUGCAACUUAUGAAGGCCAGCUUUUUCGACAAGAAUGAUGAGGAUAUGGCAGAGGAGAUGAACCACGAUGGAUUUCUCUCGGGGCAGAAAACUCUGGUCCGCUAUUUCCCGGAUGUCACUGGAGCCAAGAGGUAUGAGAUUCCACACAGCGCUCCAACCUUGCGGUCAAGUUUCAUCCUGAAUGAGGGAUCCUUCUGCAUGAAUCAAGACAGCACGCUUUACGCGUUGAGGAAAACGUUGCAGCCGACAUGCAUUAGCGCGAGGAACGAGCAACCGAUGAUCGAAAAGACUGUCUUACCUUCUGCGGUCACUCCGAUCACGAGCGUGCUCAAGUAUCACUACGAGGUCGUGCCGCUAGAAGAAUCGAGAUUGAAAAAGUUGCGGUUUCGCUGCGUCGCCGACACCGCGAUACAAAUGGGCAGGAUGUUUCGUUCGAGCUGGGGCGUCGGCUUAACGUUGUUGUCUCUAAGCACGCAGGAGCAGGCGACCAAGAUGCAACUACGGAACGCGUUCAGUCAAGUAGGCCGUUACGUUUCUGGUCGUCACGUCGGCGACAUCACGUCGACAGCGAUUGUUCAACGCUUGCAGAUUCUGGGCGGCGACGAGGACGACGUGAAAACGUUCACGGACAGCAUAGAACGUCACCUGAGAAUCCAGUUGAAUCACUGCGUGGUAGGUCACGAGGGAGACUGUCCCGUCCUCGACGUCGCGAUCGAUAGCGCGAACGAAGCGCUGCAGUUGCAUUGCUCAUUGGCUCAGGAUCUUGCUGAGAAGGAACAGAGACCGCACGAGAACGUCGACGAUGAACAACCGUAUCACGGUAAUGUUGAACGAUCGUUCUGUCAAUACGCCAGCACUGUGUGGAGAUUAUGCGUGGCCUUGUGGGGGAAGUAUCCCGAUCAGGACACGGCCGACAACGCCAAUGAGGAACAUUACAACGUUAUGAUGAGGAGGGAGGCUAUAGGAGAGUGGCUGAAAAACGUGGUGCAGGAAAUGGUUGAGCGGGAGAUUAGGAAUGUCGACGGCGAGGUGAACAAUUCGCACGAAAAGAUAAUAUUGUCGCUGCUCUCUGCCUGCAAACUGGAGGAAGCUUGUCACGAAGCGCGCAGAGUUGGAGACCACUGUUUGGCGUUACUAAUGGCGCAGCUGCGUAGCGGCAUGCCGGUCAAGGAAUUGAUCAAGCAGCAACUUGCACUGUGGCAGGAGACCGAUGUCGAUGAGAAUCUCACGAUAGAGCGUCUGAAAUUGUUCACGCUGGUGGCGGGCGAGCCGCUCAUCUCCAGCAAACAUGGGACUAUCAACGUGUGCGAGAAUCUAGACUGGAAGCGAGCCUUCGCCGUCCACCUGUGGUACUUGUCGCCGCCAACAUGCUCGAUCACGGACGCUUUGGACCUCUAUGAAGCGUCGUUCAACACAACGGAGACCGAAGUGUACGCGGCGACACCGGAACCCGAGUACAAGGGGAGCGAUUAUGACACUGAAUUGAGUAACGGCAAACGAGUAUACGAUCUCUGCUUCCAUCUGUUGAAACUCUACUGUACGGGAAAUCACGACUUGGGGCAACUUCUAAAUCCACUCUCCUACACUGCUAAUCCCUUGGAUUAUAGACUAAGUUGGUUGAUACAACAAACACUCGUAGCUCUCGGUUAUACGCAUCUCUCCGAUCAUGUCACUGCAUUAACGCACACGAAUUUUGCAACGCAACUGGAAGCACAUGGGCUUUGGCACUGGGCGAUUUUCGUGGUGUUGCACUUACGAGACUCGUCCAGAAGGCGAACCGCAGUACAGGAUCUGCUGUUACGCCACAUAGAGAUAGACGAUACUCCAGAGUAUGCAAAGCGUGAGCAGUUUUUAAAGGAGGAGCUCGGUAUAUCGUCGGUCUGGAUCCAUCAAGCCAAGGCUAUCAAAAGUAGCAUUAAUAAGAGGUAUGGCGAAGCAGCUUGGUAUUACAUCCAAGCAGAACAGUGGACUCAAGCCCACGAAAUUAUUAUAGAAUAUCUGGCGGCUGAUGCUAUAAUAAACGAGAAUUACGAAUAUCUAAAAUCUUUAUUAAGUCCGCUAGUACCGGUCGAAUGUAGCAGCACGAUUAGCGGUUGGGCACACCAAGGACAGCUUUUGUGGGAAUACAUGGAGAUAACUUCGGAAAUUCAAAAUCUGUUAAAAUCCGCUUCGGACUAUCGCGGAAUAACUUAUCAGUUGGAAGCGCUGAAGCCCCGACUGACGAGUCUGUGUCAUAAAAUUGAUCAGUUUCCCUGUCCAACCGCGAAACAUAGAUUAUGCCAGGCUGAAAUUGCGAAGAGGACCUUACACUUGGCCAGAAAUCUGUUGUUACUGCAAAGAAAUGAGAAAACGUCGGUCACGAAAUUGCUUAUUCGCAUGAUAUCGCAGUUACCACUACCGGAAGAUUAUGCGCAGCAAGAGCUACGACCAAUCGUUAACAUGCGUGUAACCGAAGUGAUAUCACAAUGAAUAUAUAAAUAAUGUAACAAUAAGUAUAUACAUACAUAUAUAUAUUUAACAAUACGAAAAAAUACAAUAAGUUUUCAAUUAUGUAGUAGCUUUAGUAACUUUCAUGUUUUUAAUGCAACAAGAAGUCGUGUUUCUGCUUUUCUUUUCACAUACAAUUGUUACAUAUUGCACACAACAACAGUUACCUAAUUCCAUGAAUGCAAAACGAGCGUUAAAUAUUUAUUUCUGGAUUUUUUAACGAAUACAGAUAGCUAAUAUAACAUGUACAGCGGAUUAUGACGGUGAUGAAUCACGACACGAUUUACACGAUAUCGAAGAGUGAAAAUUGCAAAUGAACGCUUAGCAAAAUACAUUGAAAUGCAUUAAAUGUGUAAUACACUGUUCGAAUUUUUCUUACAUUUUUAUCAAUUCACACAAGGUCAAGGAUGGUGCCGUCGUAAAUGACGGUAGCCAUGUGUAAACGCAUAAUAUAAAUAUAAUGAACCGCGAUCGGGAAAGAGGAGGGAGAGGGGGGGCAGAGAGAGAGAGAGAAUAUACAUGGAAAAUCUGUACUCGUCUAUCAACUAGCUCUUAUUUUUUUACAAUCACUCAAUCAGGCAUGAUAAUUACAUUGCGCACAUUAUGAAAUGUUUUCACAUGAGAUUCAAUUCCGUUAUAUGUGCGAGAGUGUCGUUCUAUAUUAUGUGACAUAUGCAUCGUGUAAUAUGUAAAUAUAAAAUGGUGCAUUAUCUGUUUCCGCAUUCGGUUGGGUGCGCGUGUAUGUGGGCGCGCGUGCGCGUUGUGUGUGUGUGUGUGCGCCUUUUUCGAAUUUUUCAUAUCUUUUUAAGUACAUUUUCAUUUAAAUAAUAUUUUAGAUAAAAGCCGCUAGCGUACUAUUACUGUAACGAUGUAAACGAAUGUAAAUUGUUUUCUGAUAUACAUAUAGUAUAUAUACAUAUAUAUAUAAUAGAGUUAUACAUUAAGUUACAUUAGUAAUAUUUGAAAAAAAAACGUAUUUUGAAGGUUUUUGAAAGCAAUGCUGUGCGCACGUGUGAUAGAUUUUUCUAUUGUUGGCGGGACGAAUGCUUUUAACGCAAGGAUGAAAAUCACGCAGUGUAUAAUUACGGAGGAUGUGGUCAAAAAAAGUAACAUGUAAGGAAUAUUUGUAUAAAUAAGAUUAAGUUUCCACUCUUUUAAGGUUGAAAUAAAUAAAUGAAUAAGUAAUUAUAUUUACAUAGUUUCUGUGCGCACAUUGUAGAUAACAGAAAUAUUAAUUAAGCAAAAGCAUUCCACGUACAUACACACACGCGCGUAUGUGCGCGCACACACAUAAAAUUAUACUAUAAAUCUUGUACUUGUCUGUUUUCAACUCUACAAUUUAGAAAUAAUUUUGAUCCUGUAUGUUUCUUGAUGAAUUUAUGACAUAAAAUUAUUACAUAAUUUUUAUAUUA
Molecule: messenger RNA, 8550 nt
Organism: Ooceraea biroi (clonal raider ant)
Lineage: Eukaryota; Metazoa; Arthropoda; Insecta; Hymenoptera; Formicidae
Gene: Nup98-96
Product: nuclear pore complex protein Nup98-96
Biological process (GO): telomere tethering at nuclear periphery; post-transcriptional tethering of RNA polymerase II gene DNA at nuclear periphery; RNA export from nucleus
Cellular component (GO): nuclear pore cytoplasmic filaments; nuclear pore
Molecular function (GO): structural constituent of nuclear pore; RNA binding
Source: RefSeq, a predicted model, not a curated record